GUGAGAAUAUCGCGUGUUGCUGGCGGCCCGGUUCACCACCCGGCGCUAUCACCUCAAACCGCGCUGGUGGUGAAAAUUGUUGCCCUUUCAUCCACGCCGCGAGUGGAAGCGAAAUCGCGGCAACGCGAAACGCCAAGCGUAGCCGGCAAUAUCCGUCGGCAAGCAAUGAUGAAUUUCUGCGGCUGGUUGAAGACAUUCAAGCGCAAGGGAAAACGCACGGCCACCGACGAGGAUGAGGAUGUGGAUGAUGGCGUGGGUGAGAUGACGCAUGGUGAGACCGCAAACGGGGUGAAGGAGGGUGAACGGUCAACGAGCGAAAAACGCGCUAAUAGUGGCCGCUUCACGGGCUGGGGGAGAAAACUCAAAAGUGUCACUAAACAGGCCACCAGCGAGCGAUCCGACGGUCAACCUGGCGAUACGCCAACCGCAACCGAUGGUGAUGGGAUCGAGAAAAAAUCCAUCGGUGAUGCUGUGGAAGAGUGUGGGGAAAAUGAAGGUAACCCGAGGAAUAAAACCGCCCUCAAACCCGGCCACUCGCUGAUGGACUGGAUCCGGCUCGGUAACUCCGGCAUCGAUCUAACCGGCGUCGGUGGUCGCAUUACGCCCGUCACCCAUGCGGAACUGGCCAAGCACAAUCGGCCGGACGACACGUGGAUGGCCAUCCGGGGGAAGGUGUACAACGUGACGCGCUACAUGAACUUUCAUCCCGGUGGUGCCGAUGAGUUGAUGCGAGGCGCUGGCAAGGACGCAACCAAGCUGUUCGAGGAGGUACACGCGUGGGUGAAUUAUGAAUCCCUGCUAGCGAAAUGCUACAUCGGUCCAUUGCGCAACACGGUCACGCUUAAUCUCGGUGAUAGCUCGAAACCUGCCAGCAAACUGCCACCAGCACCACCAGCAUCGUUUUUGCAGGCAACAAAAUCAAAAGUAGCCCCAGUGGAAACGCAACAAUCACCGGCUCAGAGCACCACCGAUCGCGUGGACACCGGAACUGAAGACGCCACGACGCCUCCCAACGCCUUAACGAUCGUCAGCUCGACGAGUGACGAUUCGCUCCGGUUGUCCGUACCGAUCGUGCCACGGUUCGAUUGGAUCCAGAAGACGGCCGAGCUGACGCUCAUUUUCUACACCCGAUCGUUGGCCAAUCCCGGUGUGCUGGUGGAGUGCAUCGAUCACCUCGAGGUGACGGUGAACAUCCUGCUCGAAUCCAGCGUACAGCACCGGUAUCGAUUCCAUCUGGCGAAUAACGUGCGGUGGCCGUGUAUCGCCCGCACAUCACUUGAAUCGGGAAAAAUCGAGCUGAUGUUCACGAAACUAUGUCCCGCACUGUGGACCAGCUACGGUACGAUGACGUACGAACGGCGAGAAAAUUGUGAGCUGCAGCUGCACGAGUACGAUGUGGCAACGCGCGUUGAAAUCACGCACGAUUCCUGUGCGCUGUUACUGCGCCCGAAGAACAACUGCUUGCUGCAGGUGACCCCGGUCGGGUACCACGUGUCGGUGUCGGCCUCCAUCGAGGGAGAGUACGUGUCGCGCAGCUACACACCGGUGCCGAUGGGUUGCGUUAGCACCGAUUGUCCCGGGACGUUCGUGCCGUUGCUGAUCAAAUCGUACCCGGACGGGUGCCUUUCGAAGCAUCUCACGCGACCGGUACCACUCGGCACCUCGCUGCAGGUGUCGCAACCGAGCGGGAACUUUGUGCUUGGGAAGCUGAGACAUCACAAUCGAUUCGGGCUGUUGGCCGCCGGUAGCGGCCUUACGCCGAUGCUAGCCUUACUGCUUUACCUGCUCGAGCGGACGAGCAAUCGGAUAGAACACAUCUGCCUGCUGUACUUCAACAAAACCGAAGCGGAUAUCUGGUGCCGGGAGAUGCUGGAAAAUUUAUGCAAAAAGGACAAAAGGCUCACCGUAAGGCACUACCUGUCGGAGACGGAACAACCGGAACAACCGCCGGCUGACAAUUCGGGUGACGGCAAUCGGGCAAGCUUCGCCCACGGGCGUGUAACGCCGGAAAUUGUUCGUCAGCUGACGGCGAAGGAAUCCCCGCUGUACGCCACCUACUGCUGCCUGUGCGGACCGAAACCGUUCAACGAGCUCUGCCACCAGUACUUCCGUGCGACAGAUCAUAAUCCGAAGCAUCUGCACAGUUUCCAGGGUUAGAAGGUGUGACGCAAUGUGAUAGAAUCAUUAACCAGCCAACCGUCGAAGGAGUGAUGGAGAGAGAAAGAGAGAGAGAGAAAAAAAAGUAGUAUCGGGAGUACUACGAGCAUGUUUCAGCACCAGUAGCCUAGCCGCAUGCACUACAUCGAUAGCAGUAGGCUAUUGCAGGAGGGUACACCACGUGGUAGAUCAGCAGGCCAUGCACCGAGCACUGUCAUUCGUCGUAGAGCGCAAAUGAAAAUUUCAAAAACACACACACACACACAUUCGUUCGGCCGUUGUCAUGUGCAGCCCGUUAGAGCAAACUGUUGUUUAUUGUGCUGUAGAGUGUUAGGUGGAAACAAAACGCUUAUCUGUCACGCCGGGAAAGCCGGAGUGGGUGAGGGCAGAUAAUUUACGAAACGAACAUAUGAUAGAUGUCCUUUUGUUUAUGUUGUGCGCAGGAAGAAAUUAGGUGAUCACUGACACGGAACGGGCGGGAAAAAUGGCUGAAAAAGACUGGGAGCGUGUCGUGUUGAGUUAUGUUUUUUAUCCCACGCUCUUUUUCUGGACCGUUGGGGUGUUUGUCUUUCAUGUUCCAAAAAAAAAACACACAUUCUUUUUCUGCAUUUGUGGAAUGCAAUGUGAUGGCGGUAAAAAUAACAGGAAAAGGCGUGCCCCUCUUUGUACGCACUUUUGGGAAAUGCUGGUUGGGCGCGAGUGUCUUGGUUUUUUUUUUUUUCGUUUCCAGUUUUCACCGAAGCAAAACUAGUACUGAUCGUUAUCGUAAGCCUAGCUGGGUGUGUUAUAGUAGCAGAUUGAGGUAUACACAUAUAUAUACAUAUAUAGGCGGAGCACGUCGAACCGGAAGCGGGUUAUUCCGACACGCCGUGCAUGUGGCGUGA
Molecule: messenger RNA, 3041 nt
Organism: Anopheles nili
Lineage: Eukaryota; Metazoa; Arthropoda; Insecta; Diptera; Culicidae
Product: cytochrome b5 reductase 4
Exons: 7
Coding region: 166-2157 (663 amino acids)
Biological process (GO): generation of precursor metabolites and energy; superoxide metabolic process
Cellular component (GO): endoplasmic reticulum
Molecular function (GO): oxidoreductase activity; heme binding
Source: RefSeq, a predicted model, not a curated record